AUGGAUAAGGAUCUUGAUCUCUAUAUUAAUGUUAAAGUCAUGUAUAAUGAUGAUGAUUUAGAUAUUGAAAUAACUGGUGGAGUAUUACCUAGUGGAUCAUCUAUUGCUGUACGAAAAAUUGACGAUUGUAAAAAACGAUUAUUUGAAGAAAAUGAUUUGAUUGAAGAUGAACAUAGUUAUGUCGAUGAUAUAACAACAAUUAAAGAAACAAAUAGAAAAAAGCAGAAAUUACAUACAAUCGAUGUUCUAUCAAACAAGAAAAAUGAAUUUACACGUUAUCAUCGUACAAUACCUAAUAAAUCAUUUGUUGUUCUAACAAGUCAUUCUAAUGAAAGAUUUUAUCUUGAAUUAAAUGAUGACGACAAUUAUAAAUCUUUGGCAAUAACAACGAAUAAAACGCAAAGUUUAUUGAAAAUUUCGAUUGAUGAACUCAUGGAUCAACACGUUCGCAAAAAAUUGGAUGAGAUUAGUGCUGAAGUUGAUAAUAUUAUAGUAGGACAACAAGGUAAACAAUUAGAAACCAAUGAUUUAGACUUUGAAGAGAAAGAGUUGUGGGUAGAUAAAUUUGCUCCAAAAGAUUUUUGUGAAUUAUUGAGCGAUAUUGGAAUCAAUCGAACAUUGUUAGAAUGGCUUAAACUUUGGGACUAUUUAGUAUUCAAUAAAGAUUUAUCGCAUUUUCGACAAUUACAAAAUCGACAAUACAAUCAAAAGGAAAAUAAUAAUUCAAUAAAACAAGUAAAAAAAUCAUUUUUUCCAUCUGGUGUGCAAUAUGAAUUAGAUUCGAUUAAACGACCUCAACAAAAAGUUGCCUUAUUAUGUGGUUCACCAGGAUCGGGAAAAACAACAUUAGCUCAAAUUGUGGCACGUCAUGCUGGAUAUAAUAUUAUUGAAAUGAAUGCCAGUGAUGAUAGAAGUAUUGAAGCAUUUCGAACACGUAUUGAAUCAUCAACACAAAUGCGGGAAAUUUUAAAUAAAACUUAUCGUCCAAAUUGUUUACUCAUUGAUGAAAUAGAUGGAGCUCCAACACAAUCUAUUCAAUUAUUAGUCGAUUUAAUUAAUCGAGAACACGGGACAACAACAAAAAAUAGCAAAAAUAAUUCAUUUAUGUUAUAUCGACCGAUUAUCUGUAUUUGCAAUGAUUUGUAUGUGCCAGCGUUAAAAUCAUUACGACAAAUAGCACUUAUACUCCAUUUUCCACGAAUUGAUCAUCAAUCAUUAGCUAAACGAUUAAUGAUAAUUGCACAACAAUCAAAUAUAACUGCAGAUUUAAGUGCUAUAACGAGUCUAUGUUUGAAAUCUGUUUGUGAUGUACGUUCAUGUCUACAUUUUAUGCAAUUUGUUGCAAAAUGUGGUACACGAAUAGAUCGAAAACUUGUCGAUAGUUCGAUAAUUGGUGUCAAAGAUUCACAAAAAAGUAUGUUUGAAGUAUGGAAUGAAAUUUUACAAGCACCAUCAUCAAAAACAAAUCAAACAUCACUCGUACUAGAAGAUCCAUUAAUACGAAUGCAAAAAAAAAAUUCGACAACAGUAACACGGCGUUUACAAUUGAUCGAAAUGAUAUCAAAUUUAGGAGGUGGAAAUGAUCGAUUAUAUGACGGAUUAUUUGAAAAUUAUCUCACAAUUAAUCAUCGCGAUCGAAAAUUAUCAUCGUUGGCUUAUGCCAAUAGUUGGCUAUUAUUUUAUGAUAUUCUCAAUAAAGAAGUAUAUGCACAACAAAAUUAUUUUUUUUGGCAAUUUCUUCCCUAUACAGCUCUUACAUUUCAUCUAUUGUUUGCAUCAAAUCAACCUGUUCAAAUAAAAUAUCCACAAAAACAAGUCGAGAUGAAUACAAAACAUCGUACUUAUUUGUCAUCAAUUGAAACAAUGUUAGAAGGUAUUAAACCCAGCCUACGACAAUAUAUAAAUUCAACUACGCUUGUACUGGAUAUUUUACCGUAUAUGAUUGAAAUUUUACAACCACGAUUGAGACCGACAAAUAUGGCACUUUUUACUGCCAAAGAAAAAGACGAUAUCAAAACGUUAAUUGAUGUUAUGAUUACGUAUAAUCUAUCGUAUACACAACAACGACUUGCUGAUGGAGCCGCAAUUGUUUUAGAACCACCAGUCGAUGCUGUGGCAUUGUUUGCUGUUGAUCAAAAACAACGGAAUACUCUCUCAUUUAGUUGUCGUCAAAUGAUUUCGAAAGAAUUGACUAUUGAAAAAGUCAAACGACAUAUAAAAAUAAAACCUAAUUCGACAUCAUCAGCAACAAAAAUCGUCGAUAAAAUUACCAAAUCGUCAACGAGAAAAGAUUUUUUUGCCAAAUUCAAACUUGGUACAAAGGAAUCAACGAACACAAGGGGCAAUGUAACAUCGACAGAAAAUCAAACCGGCACUAAUAUAUUGGUAAAAAUAAUUGAAAAACCAAUUAUUACAUUCCAAUAUAAUGAAGGAUUUUCUGAUGCUGUACGAUGUCGAGUAAAAAUGCAAGAUCUGUUGUAG
This is a messenger RNA of Didymodactylos carnosus, 2481 nucleotides long. NCBI's taxonomy places the organism in Eukaryota, Metazoa, Rotifera, Eurotatoria, Philodinida, Philodinidae. The record is from the annotation of a GenBank genome assembly.